Paramacrobiotus metropolitanus is the source of this 3018-nucleotide messenger RNA. Its product is annotated as general transcription and DNA repair factor IIH helicase subunit XPB-like. Gene Ontology annotation, biological process: nucleotide-excision repair; transcription initiation at RNA polymerase II promoter. The transcript is spliced from 7 exons. Lineage: Eukaryota; Metazoa; Tardigrada; Eutardigrada; Parachela; Macrobiotidae. Gene Ontology annotation, molecular function: 3'-5' DNA helicase activity; hydrolase activity; DNA binding. Gene Ontology annotation, cellular component: transcription factor TFIIH holo complex; nucleotide-excision repair factor 3 complex; transcription preinitiation complex. The record is from RefSeq and is a predicted model, not a curated record. The coding region runs from base 634 to 2805 and encodes 723 amino acids.
CGCUUAAAUUCACAAAUCAAAACCUGUGGGAAUCAGUGCGACUUGGAUUUUCUCACUUUUUAUUUUCGUCAUUUGUUCACUUUUUACCAUUUUCCUUGGUCUCGUUUGUAUUUUAUUGUCAGCUACAGACUACAGUGUUUUUUUAACUCUAAUCAAUCCGGCCAAGCAUGGUUCUUUGAUCUUAUCAGUCCAAGACUCCUAUGGCUGGACUUACGAACUGAGCUCGCUUUGGUGAAACCGUGCAUCGUUGAUCCCUUAGGGCUUCACCAGAAUCUGUCAAACGAAACGAUGCCAAAACCCAGCAAGAAGGCUGCUGGAAAUGGUGAGGCUUCAUCCAGUGCUGUGCGCGCGUCUACACUAAACCCGAUGGAAAGCGCAAGAACGAGGAUAACGACCCGGAUUACCAGCUGCGCGAUCUGUCCAUGACGCAUCUACGAUGUGUCCAGUGAUGAAGCGGACGAUGACGAUUAUAUCGACGAUGACGAGAUUCCAUCGGGGUCGCAUUCUGGAACUGCCAGACGAGCCACAGACGGGGAAACCGAUGGUGUUCUCAGUAUCGCCAGCGCUAACGCAGAAGCGGCGGUCCGUGAUGUUCCCAAUGAUGAGUUCGGGGCCAAGGACUACAGAAGUCAAAUGGCCCUAAAACCCGACCAUGCCUCGCGUCCCUUGUGGGUCGCUCCCGAUGGCCACAUUUUCCUGGAAGCCUUCUCACCCGUGUACAAGCACGCGCAGGACUUCCUCGUAGCCAUCUCCGAACCGGUGUGUCGGCCGGAGCGCAUCCACGAAUACAAACUGACCGCCUAUUCCCUGUACGCCGCUGUUUCCGUCGGCCUGCAGACCGCGGACAUUAUCGAAUAUCUGAAACGCCUGAGCAAGACCAAUUUGCCCCGAGGUAUCGAGGAAUUCAUCCGGUUAUGUACCGUCAGCUACGGGAAGUUGAAGUUGGUACUGAAGCAGAAUCGUUAUUUUGUGGAGACCACGCAUCCGGAUGUGAUGCAGACGCUGCUGAAGGAUGACGUGGUCAGUCAGUGCCGGUUGCGCUUUGAGGAGCAGGCGCCCAUGACGACGACGGACAUUGGGGAGAAAGGAGCCACGUUUGCUGGACAGAAGCCGGCUGUGGAAGGAGCGGAUGGGGAUGGGGAAACGGCGGUGGAUAAGCAGCGGAUUCCGCAGGAUAUUUUUGAUUUUUAUGAUAAAAUUGAUCGCGAUGAUGAUGAAGAUAACCCUGACCAGAAGCAAACCGUCACUUUCGAAGUCAAACAAGACAUGAUCGAAAUCCUACAGAAGCGCUGUAUCGAGCUGGAAUUCCCGCUGUUGGCCGAAUACGACUUCCGGCAUGAUCAACACAAUCCCGAUAUCAAUCUAGAUCUGAAACCCAAUACAACGCACCGCCCCUACCAGGAGAAGAGCCUCCGGAAGAUGUUCGGGAACGGGCGUGCUCGCUCUGGUAUCAUUGUGCUGCCGUGUGGUGCGGGAAAAACGCUGGUGGGUGUGACAGCAUGCUGUACCGUCCGGAAACGUUGCAUUGUGCUGUGCAAUUCCGGUGUAUCCGUGGAGCAGUGGCGCUCCCAGUUCAAGAUGUGGUCCACGGCGGACGAUGGGAUGGUUUGUCGGUUUACUGCGGAUUCCAAGGAUAAGCCGGGUGCUAAUGCAGGAGUGUGUAUCACAACAUAUAACAUGAUUGCACACACCCAGAAGCGGUCCUGGGAAGCGGAGCGCAUUAUGGAAUGGUUGAAAGGGCAAGAAUGGGGCUUGAUGGUGUUGGAUGAGGUGCACACGAUCCCGGCCAAGAUGUUCCGAAAAGUCUUGACCAUUGUAAAUGCUCACUGCAAGCUGGGUUUAACGGCGACAUUAGUACGGGAGGACGAUAAGAUUCAGGAUUUGAAUUUUCUCAUUGGGCCGAAAUUGUACGAGGCCAACUGGAUGGAACUGCAGAAUAAGGGUUAUCUGGCACGUGUACAGUGUGCGGAAGUCUGGUGUCCCAUGAGUGCGGAAUUCUACCGGGAAUAUUUGGAAAUCAAAUCGCGCAAGCAGUUGCUGUUGUACGUCAUGAAUCCCAAUAAAAUUCGAGCCCUGGAGUUUUUGGUCAAAUUCCACGAGCGGAGAAAUGAUAAGAUUAUUGUCUUCUGUGACAAUGUAUUUGCUUUGAUCAAAACCGCGAAGCAGAUGAACAAGCCGUAUAUCUUUGGACCGACAUCCCAAAACGAACGCUUACAGAUUCUACAGAACUUUCAACACAAUCCUCGGUUGAACACAAUUUUCGUGUCCAAAGUUGCGGAUACCAGCUUUGAUUUGCCGGAAGCCAAUGUUCUCAUCCAGAUCUCAUCUCAAGGUGGCUCUCGCCGACAGGAAGCCCAGCGUCUGGGGCGAAUUCUGCGACCGAAAAAAGGAAUGAUUGCCGAGGAAUACAAUGCGUUCUUUUAUUCGCUGGUGUCUCAAGAUACGACCGAGAUGUUUUUCGCUCGUCGACGACAGCGUUUCCUCGUAAAUCAGGGCUAUUCCUACAAAGUCAUCACGCGCCUCGCCGGGAUGGAGGAUGAAACGCUGAAGCUGAGUACGAAAGAAGACCAGCUGGAGCUGCUGCGGGCGGUGAUGCAGGCGUCGGACGCCGAUGCCGAUGUGGAGCGCAUCGCCGGAGAUUCCAAAGACGGUGCCAAAGUGCAGAUGUCGCGGAAAGUCGGCAAUAUGGCAUCGCUCAGCGGAGCGGAUGAUGCGGUCUACAAAGAAAUGAAGGGACGAGGCCGUGCUGCUGCUUCUAAAGGAGAUGGCAAGCAACACGUACUGUUCAAGAAGUUAAAGAGAUAAAAUUAACUGCUGGGAUAGAAUGCACUGUCAUCAUUUUUUACUUGUAAAAAGUUCAUCUCCAUUUUGAAUAGUGAUGGGAGUUUUGAUAUUCAGUUCUUUUUCUGUUGUGAUACGAAAAAAUCGUGAAGAAAAACCUUUUUAAAUGUCAAAAUGACACUGAACCGCUACGGUCCAUUUUCGGACUGUAUACAAGUCAAAUUAAACUGCAAAAAC